Messenger RNA from Culicoides brevitarsis, 716 nucleotides. It is a transcript of the gene Chrac-14, whose product is annotated as DNA polymerase epsilon subunit 3. Gene Ontology annotation, biological process: leading strand elongation; heterochromatin formation; DNA damage response. The record is from RefSeq and is a predicted model, not a curated record. The transcript has 3 exons. Bases 155 to 547 code for a protein of 130 amino acids. NCBI's taxonomy places the organism in Eukaryota, Metazoa, Arthropoda, Insecta, Diptera, Ceratopogonidae. Gene Ontology annotation, cellular component: epsilon DNA polymerase complex; CHRAC. Gene Ontology annotation, molecular function: protein heterodimerization activity; chromatin DNA binding.
UGACAGCGCGCCAGCAACGAAAUAAACAAAGCUAAACUUCGUAAAGUCCCUAAAAUUUAUCAUUUUUAUACAUUUUUAACUUAAAUUACUCGAAAAAUUUACUCACCACUCGAUCAACAAGCAAACGAAGCAGUAUUACUCCUAAAAAAUCAUCAUGGUUGAACGAAUUGAAGACCUUAACUUGCCAAAUGCAGUCGUAACUCGUCUCAUGAAGGAAGCCCUUCCCGAUGGCAUUUCCAUAUCAAAAGAGGCCCGAUCCGCACUCACUCGAGCCGCUUCCGUGUAUAUUUUGUAUCUGACAACAGCAGCAAGCACCGCAGCCAAAGACAAAAAUCUGAAAACACUGAAUGCGAAUCACGUCUUUGAGGCAUUGGAGGAAAUUGAGUUUGAAAAUUACGUUGAUCCGUUGAAAGCGUUUCUAGAAACUUACCGAUCCAGUCAGAAGGAAAAACGUGAAAGCAAAGGCACGCCAGCAGUGAAAAGUCCUUCGAAAAAAGACUCGAGCAAGGAAACGAAUGACGACGAAGUUCAAUUAGUCGACGAGUGAUAAAAAAAAUUAAAUAAAAAUCCAUUUUUUGCUACUGUUGAAUAAUGCGAUAUCUUCUCUGUAUUUAUUUUCAUUAUUUUUUGUGUUUUUUUCUAAUUAUUACUUGUUCAUGUCCAUUUUUUUUCGUUUUUUUGCAUCAAACCACAAUUUCCAUAGUUCCAAUUUUUUU